CGGCUUCAUUGCAAAUGCUGGCGACCGCCUCGACUCUGUCUCUCUCUUACGCCGCUCCCGCGGCGCCGGCCGGCGCCUCGCUGCGGCACGCUCGGCCUGCCGCCGCGCCGCCCCUCAUGGAGACGAAAGCCGACCUCGAGGCCCUCGCCAAGGACCUCAACCCGGCGGUCGGCUUCUGGGAUCCGCUCGCGCUCUCCGACUACAGCUUCUGGGGCACCUCUCAGGAGGCGACGAUCGGCUUCCUGCGCGAGGCGGAGAUCAAGCAUGGCCGCAUCGCGAUGGCCGGCUUUGUGGGCUACAUCGUGCACUCGAACGACAUCCGCUGGACCUUCGACAAGGUCGCCGCGUCGGUGCCCACCGGCCUGCCCGCGCCCGCUGUGUGGGACGCCAUCCCCGACAUCGCCAAGUGGCAAAUCAUCCUCUUUGUCGGCGUGAUGGAGUCGUGGCGCGAGAACAAGGUGGUGCUUGAGGCGGAGGGCCAGAAGCACUACAUGAGCGGAGGCAAACCCGGCUACUUUCCGUCCUUCGACCUGCUGCCGCACCCGGUCCCCUUCCCCCUCUUCGACCCGUUCGGCAUCUCGAAGCGCGCCACCGAGGAGAAGAAGGCAAAGGGCCGCCUCGCCGAGAUCAACAACGGCCGCCUCGCCAUGAUCGGCCUCUUCGGCUUCCUCUCCGAGGCCACGGUGCCCGGCUCCGUCCCCUUCCUCAAGGGAGUGGUCCCCGCCUACACGGGCGAGGUGAUGGCACCCUUCACCCAGAACAUCUUCACCGCGCCGACGGCGCUCUGAGCGGCCCGCGCGCUGUCGCCGCCGCCGCUUCUGCCGCCCCUCUCCUCACACCGUGCGCUUGCGCCGCGCCGCCGCUCCGAACCGGACGCGGGCGCACGCACCCGCCCGUCGGUCGGUGGCCGCCUGCUGCUGCACCGCGCGACACUGUGAGAGGUGCUUGCUUAGUCUAGUCGCGGCUAGCGGCAGCCCCCCGGCUGAGACACACCUGAGUCGCGCGGCGGCCGGCCGUGUAUGUGUGCAUACGCAAGAACGAUAAACUCCAGGUUUGUGCAUGUUCACAGAGACAAUAAAUACAGGGAGAGGAGCUCCUCUCUCGCUCUCUGUCUC
Emiliania huxleyi CCMP1516 is the source of this 1115-nucleotide messenger RNA. RefSeq names its product light harvesting protein. The transcript is spliced from 7 exons. Gene Ontology annotation, cellular component: membrane. The record is from RefSeq and is a predicted model, not a curated record. Bases 15 to 788 code for a protein of 257 amino acids. Gene Ontology annotation, biological process: response to light stimulus; photosynthesis, light harvesting in photosystem I. Lineage: Eukaryota; Haptophyta; Isochrysidales; Noelaerhabdaceae.